Messenger RNA from Hyaena hyaena (striped hyena), 2581 nucleotides. RefSeq names its product dual specificity tyrosine phosphorylation regulated kinase 1B (gene DYRK1B). NCBI's taxonomy places the organism in Eukaryota, Metazoa, Chordata, Mammalia, Carnivora, Hyaenidae. Gene Ontology annotation, cellular component: nucleus. The record is from RefSeq and is a predicted model, not a curated record. The transcript has 11 exons. Bases 146 to 2215 code for a protein of 689 amino acids. Gene Ontology annotation, molecular function: protein serine/threonine/tyrosine kinase activity; ATP binding; protein serine/threonine kinase activity. Gene Ontology annotation, biological process: peptidyl-serine phosphorylation; peptidyl-threonine phosphorylation; positive regulation of DNA-templated transcription.
UGACCCUCGUUCCCUCCUCUCCCCGCCCCCGGCGGCGGCGGCUGCUGUUGUCACCCACCGGGCCGCCUGUCCCGCUUGCCCUCCCCGCCGCGGGGCUUGCCGGGCCGGGACAGGCGGCCGUCUCCUCUCUGCCGCCACCGCCGCCAUGCUGGCCGCUCGCCCACCCCACUGGGGGCCCCACCGCACCCCAGCCCCCCGUGGGCCCCGCGCCAGCCCUGACCCGGGUCUCAGCGGCGGUGGCAGCCGAGGUGCAGGAUGCGAGAAGGCGCCCCCCGGCCGGGCUCCCGCUCCAGGCCUCGCUCCCCUGCGGCCCUCUGAGCCCACCAUGGCCAUCCCACCGGGCCAUGGUCCCUUCUCUGGCUUCCCGGGGCCCCAGGAGCACACGCAGGUAUUGCCUGAUGUGCGGCUGUUGCCACGGAGGCUGCCCCUGGCCUUUCGGGACGCAACCUCAGCCCCGCUGCGCAAGCUCUCCGUGGACCUCAUCAAGACCUACAAGCACAUCAAUGAGGUAUACUACGCGAAAAAGAAGCGGCGGGCCCAGCAGGCACCACCUCAGGACUCGAGCACCAAGAAGGAGAAGAAGGUCCUGAACCAUGGUUAUGACGAUGACAACCACGACUACAUUGUGCGCAGUGGCGAGCGCUGGCUGGAGCGCUAUGAGAUUGACUCACUCAUUGGCAAAGGCUCCUUUGGCCAGGUGGUGAAAGCCUAUGAUCAUCAGACCCAGGAGCUGGUGGCCAUCAAGAUCAUCAAGAAUAAAAAGGCCUUCCUGAACCAGGCCCAGAUUGAGCUGCGGCUGCUGGAGCUGAUGAACCAGCACGACACGGAGAUGAAGUACUAUAUAGUGCACCUGAAGCGGCACUUCAUGUUUCGGAACCACCUGUGCCUGGUGUUCGAGCUGCUUUCCUACAACCUGUACGACCUCCUGCGCAACACGCACUUCCGCGGCGUCUCGCUGAAUCUGACGCGGAAGCUGGCGCAGCAGCUCUGCACAGCGCUGCUCUUCCUGGCCACGCCCGAGCUCAGCAUCAUUCACUGCGACCUCAAGCCCGAGAACAUCCUGCUCUGCAACCCCAAGCGCAGCGCCAUCAAGAUCGUAGACUUCGGCAGCUCCUGCCAGCUUGGCCAGCGGAUCUACCAGUAUAUCCAGAGCCGCUUCUACCGGUCGCCUGAGGUGCUCCUGGGCACACCCUACGACCUGGCCAUUGAUAUGUGGUCCCUGGGCUGCAUCCUGGUGGAGAUGCACACUGGAGAGCCCCUCUUCAGUGGCUCCAAUGAGGUGGACCAGAUGAACCGGAUCGUGGAGGUGCUGGGCAUCCCACCAGCCCCCAUGUUGGACCAGGCACCCAAGGCUCGCAAGUACUUUGAGCGGCUGCCUGGGGGUGGCUGGACCCUACGAAGGACAAAGGAACUCAGGAAGGAUUACCAGGGCCCCGGGACACGGCGGCUGCAGGAGGUGCUGGGCGUGCAGACGGGCGGGCCCGGGGGCCGGCGGGCGGGGGAGCCGGGCCACAGCCCCGCCGACUACCUCCGCUUCCAGGACCUGGUGCUGCGCAUGCUGGAGUAUGAGCCCGCCGCCCGCAUCAGCCCACUGGGGGCUCUGCAGCACGGCUUCUUCCGCCGCACGGCUGAUGAGGCCACCAACACGGGCCCGGCAGGCAGCAGUGCCUCCACCUCGCCCGCACCCCUUGAUACCUGCCCCUCCUCCAGCACCGCCAGCUCCAUCUCCAGCUCUGGAGGCUCCAGCGGCUCCUCCAGCGACAACCGGACCUACCGAUACAGCAACCGAUAUUGUGGGGGCCCCGGGCCCCCCAUCACCGACUGUGAGAUGAACAGCCCACAGGUCCCACCCUCCCAGCCGCUGCGCCCCUGGGCAGGGGGUGAUGUGCCCCACAAGACACAUCAGGCCCCUGCCUCUGCCUCGUCACUGCCAGGGGCCGGGGCCCAGUUACCCCCUCAACCCCGAUGCCUUGGCCGUCCCCCGUCACCAACCUCACCACCACCCCCGGAGCUGAUGGAUGUGAGCCUGGUGGGCGGCCCUCCGGACUGCUCCCCACCUCACCCGGCGCCUGCCCCCCAGCACCCGGCUGCCUCAGCCCUCCGGACUCGGAUGACAGGAGGUCGUCCACCCCUCCCACCCCCUGAUGACCCUGCCACUCUGGGGCCUCGCUUGGGCCUCCGUGGUGUACCCCAGAGCACGGCAGCCAGCUCAUGACCCAGCCCCCUCCCUGGGGCCCCUCCUGAAGCCAUACCCCUCAUCUGGGGGCCCUGGGCUCCCAUCCUCAUCUCUCCCCUUGACUGGAAUUGCUGCUACCCAGCUGGGGUGGGUGAGGCCUGCACUGAUUGGGGCCUGGGGCAGGGGGUCAAGGAGAGGGGUUUAGGCGCACCCUCCCCACUAAGGACUGGACCCUUGGCCCCCUCUCCCCCCCUUGUUUUCUAUUUAUUGUACCAAAGACAGUGGUGGUCCGGUGUUGGGGGGGAGACCCCCUUCACCCUAGGGCCCUAGGAGGGGGUGGGGGCAGGUAGGGGGAGAUGGCCUUGCUCCUCCUUGCUGUACCCCCCAGUAAAGAGCUUUCUCACA